AUGGCUAUAUCCAUAAGACUCUUGUGUAGAAAUCAUCGUUUUUUCCAAAACACUAUUAGAACGGUAGAAUGGAGUAGAAAAAAAGAAUUUCCUUUAAGGAUAUUACCUAGGGAGAUUUGUUAUCAUAAGGGUCUCCUACAGAAGCCUUUAUCAGUAGGAAACGACUUCGGACUAUGCUCGAUUCGCUUACGACUAUGUUCUACACAGAGCGGUAAUGACAAUACAAAAUCAUCGCAACCGGAUGAUCAGAAAAAACCGGGUCUCAUACAACGGUUUAAGCAGAUGUAUAGAGAUUAUUGGUAUGUACUUGUACCUGUACAUAUGGCUACAUCAGCUGUUUGGCUUGGUGGAUUCUACUAUGCAGUAAGGAGUGGUGUGGAUGCAGUGAGCCUUCUAGAAUCAAUUGGUGUUAGUGAAAAACUAAUGGAACCAUUGAAACAAUCUGGUGCUGGUUACUUUGCCUUUACAUUUGCUUUGUAUAAGGCGGCAACACCUUUGAGAUAUGCUGUAACUUUAGGUGGUACAACUUAUGCCAUUAAUAAAUUAACCGCAAUAGGAUGGAUAAAACCUGUGCCCUCACGAGAGCGUAUCAAAGAGAUGUUGCAGGAGAAAAAAGAUAACAUACAAGACAAGUUCAAUGAAAGUAAGCAACAUUACCAGGUACAAAUGAAAGAAAAACAAACUCAGGUAAUAGAUGAAAUGAGACGGUAUAAAUCAGAGAUGCGUAACAUGAAGAGCAAGAUUAAGAAAAUGUAA
Leptosia nina is the source of this 756-nucleotide messenger RNA. The record is from the annotation of a GenBank genome assembly. NCBI's taxonomy places the organism in Eukaryota, Metazoa, Arthropoda, Insecta, Lepidoptera, Pieridae.